Brassica napus (rape) is the source of this 270-nucleotide messenger RNA. Its product is annotated as dormancy-associated protein homolog 4-like. NCBI's taxonomy places the organism in Eukaryota, Viridiplantae, Streptophyta, Magnoliopsida, Brassicales, Brassicaceae. The record is from RefSeq and is a predicted model, not a curated record. Bases 1 to 270 code for a protein of 89 amino acids. The transcript has 3 exons.
AUGGGAUUCUUGCACAAGCUUUGGGAUGAAACUGUGGCCGGUCCUGCCCCAGAAAAUGGUCUCAGGAAGUUGAGAACUCGCAUUUCCGGCGAAAAUGUCGCAAGAAAUGGUCACCUCCAGAAGUUGGUGGUGGAUCCAGGUCAUGUCCCGGAUUCUCCUGUCGGAUCAAGCAUCCCUGGUUCUCCUUUGACUCCUGGAACACCAAGUGACACGCAUGCCACGAGUCUCAAUGCUUGCGAUUGGGUUGUGCUAAAUGGAUUGGACCGUUGA